UGGGUGCGGCCUGCCGCGUGACUCUGGGUCGGAGGCCCACGUGGCCGGGGCGGGGACUCCGGCGCCCGGGGCGCUGACUGAUUACGUAGCGGGCGGGGCCGGAAGUGCCGCUCCCUGGUGGGGGCUGUUCAUGGCGGUUCCGGGGUCUCCAACAUUUUUCCCGGUUGUGGUUCUAAUCUGUCCCAAGCGGAGGCAGCGGAGCUUGAGGUUCUUGCUGGUGUGAAAUGACUGAGUACAAACUGGUGGUGGUUGGAGCAGGUGGUGUUGGGAAAAGCGCACUGACAAUCCAGCUAAUCCAGAACCACUUUGUAGAUGAAUAUGAUCCCACCAUAGAGGACUCUUACCGAAAACAGGUGGUUAUAGAUGGUGAAACCUGCCUGUUGGACAUACUGGAUACAGCUGGACAAGAGGAGUACAGUGCCAUGAGAGACCAAUACAUGAGGACAGGCGAAGGCUUCCUUUGUGUAUUUGCCAUCAAUAAUAGCAAAUCAUUUGCAGAUAUUAACCUCUACAGGGAACAGAUUAAGCGUGUAAAAGACUCAGAUGAUGUACCUAUGGUGCUAGUAGGAAACAAGUGUGAUUUGCCAACAAGGACUGUUGACACAAAACAAGCCCAUGAACUGGCCAAGAGUUAUGGGAUUCCAUUCAUUGAAACCUCAGCCAAAACCAGACAGGGUGUUGAAGAUGCCUUUUACACACUGGUAAGAGAAAUACGUCAGUACCGAAUGAAAAAACUCAACAGCAGUGAUGAUGGGACUCAAGGUUGUAUGGGGUUGCCAUGUGUGGUGAUGUAACAAGAUACUUUUAAAGUUCUAGCAUCAGAAAAGAGCCACUGUCAAGCUGCACUGACACCCUGGUCCUGACUUCCCUGGAGGAGAAGUAUUCCUGUUGCUAUCUUCAGUCUCACAAAGAAGCUCCUGCUACUUUCCCAUCUCUCAGUAGAUCAGUAUAAUAUUCUCUAUUUGAGAAGUUCUCAGAAUAACUACCUCCUCACUUGGUUGUCUGACCAGAGAAAUGAACCUCUUGUUACUCCCCAGUAGUUUUCCACCUUGGGUUCUCCCCCAACACACACACACACACACACCUCCACCACCCCAGGUUUUUCAUUUGAAAAGAAAUUAAUGCUCUGAAACAGAGAACCAAACUGUAGAAACAUGAAAUUCUGUAGAAAAAAUGUCUUGAGCUCUGCUGGUGAUUUUUUUUUUUUUUUUUUGAAUGUUGAGCUUGGAACUGUGUUGGUUUUCAGAGGAAUGUCAUAAAUUACUGUUUUCCUAAGAAUAUAGUUAUUGUUGCUCUUUGGUUUGUUUGUAAUGUUAUCAGCUGUAUUCUAUAAACUGGCAUCUGCUCUGUAUUCAGAAAUACAAAAGUGAAUACUGACUUUUUGAGUCUAUCCUCGUCUGGACUUUCUGGUAAUUAAAUCUAACUUUCGUGAUGAAGUGCCUUUUUCCUGGAAGUGGUUUGUAGACUUCCUUUACAAUACUUCAGUGGAAUACAUGUCUCGGAAACCGUUAUACAUGAAAAUGAAUGUCUGAGAUAUGACUAUGACCUAUCUAGCUUUGAGGAAAAUAAUAUACCAAUAUGAUAGCAGAUGCCAUUUCUUACAUGAAAUUGGUUUUUUUAGAGACCUGGUUUUGAGCUCUUCCAAGAGAAGAAUGAGACUAUAAACGAUUAGGAAUAAUUUCACUUAGAUUUUAUGUAAUUUCCACUUUUGGGGGGGUAGUUUACUACCUACAAAAUGUAAUUUGUUUCUUCUAGCUUACUGAUAAUCUAACAUUCAGUGAACUUCCAUUCAUAUUUAAAUUUGGGUCGUGUUUGAAAGUCUACAUUCACGGGUUCAAAAGUAUAAAAAUUUAAUGCUGUUUUAUUUAAUAGCUAUGAUCAAUAAUACUUAAGCCUCAAAAAUGUUAAAGCAGACGCAUUUUCACUGCGUAUCAUAGUAAUUAAUAAUGUGUAUAAUUGCCUUCAGUCCCCUUCCACCCCACCUUCUGUCCUUCAUCCCAUAGCAGCAGUGGCUUGGAUAAUUAUUUCAGUUGAGUAAAGCAUGGUGCUAGUAGACCAGGGUCACAGUUCUGAAACUUGAGGGAACCAAAUAGCAUCACAGAGGAAGAAAUUCUUCCACGUUUGCCCAUUGCACCAUUAACUCCAGCUAGUAAUUUUGCCAGAUGCAUGUGGUUAGUCUUGCAAGGAAAGAAGAGGUCAGUUAGCACAAAUUUUUCCCUGUGAUUAGAAAAACCUGUUAUCCUGAGGAAGGUCAGCUUAGAAGUCUUUGUAAAUAAGGUAUCUAGACUCUUGUUUUUAGCCACAUGGUGACCACAUUAAGCCAUUUUUUUUUUCUCAUGUUUUUGAGAAUGAGGAUGCCUCAGAUCAAAAAAUUUUUAAUUUUCUUUAUUCAUAAUGUUCUUUGAAGGUUGUAAAACAGGAUGUUGAUUGAUUAGUCUGCAUAUCAGAUAAUAAGCAGAUGAGUUUGUUCAGAACAAGAAGUAGCCUCUGGACUGCAAUUGCUGUUUAAGAAGAAAAUAGAAAAUAUAAUUAAUGGUUAUGAGGACUUGGAGGGCUUGGCUUUUCCAUUUUCAAAUGAUAUCCUGAUAAUUUUAAUGAAAAAUAGACUUGGAUAACUUGAUAAAAGACUAGUUCCAAAAUGGCCACUUUCUGUUCUAGUCUAAUGUGUAAUACUUACUGAGUAGGUCCUCCGUCUUCUAAUAGGAAUGGUCAUUUAUUAAGCAAAUUCCAUCUUGUCUGGAAAGGAAUUCACAAGAGGAGAAGAAACACACUGUGCCCAGAGGAUAAAUAACUCAGAGAGUUGUGCUCUUUGGUGUCAAUUCUGAGCGUUCUCGCAGUCCACACCAGGAAACAAACUCUGCCCCUUUGCUUCUGUUCCUCUUGGAACAUUGCUCUGUCAUUUUCUUCAGGAUAGAUUGAGGCUUAUCACCUAAUUGUCAUCAUUGUCUUCCUCUUCUUCUUCCUCUUGUCUCUGUGACUGACUGAUUUUUUUUUUUUUUUUUAAUGUCAAAUUGGGGGGCGGGGGGAGCUACUCGUUUGAGGCUCCUGUGCCCAUGACCCUUGUAUGUUUGUAUCUUUUAGUUUUCUCAAGUAUGUUCUAAGCACAGAAGUAUCUAAAUGGGGCCAAAAUUCAGACAUGGAAAUGUCCUUUUAAUAGCUUCUUAAGAAGUUACACUUUGGUGGAGUUCCCUUGUGAUGCAGCAGGUUAAGGAUCUGGUGUUGUCAUUGCAUCGGCUCAGGUCACUGCCGUGGCAUGGAUUUGAUCCCUGGCCCGGAACUUCCACAUGCCACAGGUGAAGCCAAAAAAAAGUUACACUUUGGUGUGAAUGUUGGCACAACAGAAUGACAGACUUAAACACUGAGUAGCUUCAGUUAGUGUGGUAUAAAAUAGUUUUUAGAAUAUGUUCGUGAUUUCUGGAAACAAUUAUAGUUUACCUCAAAAUCUGAAAGUCUCUUUCCCCAAGUUAAUAAGUGCCUGGCCAGCUAUCAUAUUACUUUAUGUUUGUCUGUUUUUUAAAGGUUGCACGUUCAAGAUUGUGAAAAUGAGAUGGUCUUUCUGAAGGCUACCCUGCCUAUCUGUAAAUGAAUCUGUUGAGUGCUGUAUUUGCUCCCACAGCUUACUAUAGAAUGCUACUUGGUAAUACAAUAUCAUACUUAUUAACAGUUUUCACUUCAGAAGUGUAAUAGGUAAAAUUAUCUUCAGUAUGUAUGGUAGUGGGUCCCCUGUUUUGUCUUUCAUCAUCCUUUAAACUGCUGUGAAUUUUUUGUCUUGACUUGAAAGCAAGGAUAGAGAAACACUUCAAAGAGAUAUUUUUUUUUCCAUUCCAGAAUUUAUGCUCAUAGUCAUAUUUUGCUUAUAUUUAGUCAUGAACUCUUAAGCUGGCAGCUACAACCAAGAACCAAAAAAAUGGUGCGUUCUGCUUCUUGUAAUUCAUCUCUGCUAAUAAAUUAUAAGAAGCAGGAUAAUUAGAGAAAAUAUUUUAUUUGGGUGGUUUCUAUAAACAAGGGACUAUAAUUCUUGUACAUUAUUUUUCAUCUUUGCUGUUUCUUUAAGAAACCUGAUGUGCCACAGAAUUAUUUUAAGGUGUUUCAUAUACGAAUUGUUUUAAAAGUGUUCUCAUUAUCAGAGUAAUUGUAGAUAUAUUUCAAAGUGAAACUGAUAAUUUUUAAAGGCCUGAGUACUUACUGACCUAAGAAGCAAUUGUAUGAAUUCUCUGGAGGGAAGAGAGGAUCUCAGUGGAAGUUGUGUGACUUUUAUGUAUCUGUGCCAUCAAAUAUAGGUAAAAAAUAUCAAUUGUGCAAUUCUGCUGUUUAAACAGGAACUAUUGGCCUCUUUGGCCCUAAAUAAAAGGGCUAUUUUAAGUUGACUAUUUUAUUGUAAAUUAAUCCAUCCUAAUUUUUAAAAAUUUGGUUGAAUGUUUUUCUUGUUAAAUGUUUUAAAAAUAAAAACUGGAAGUUCUUUGCUUAGUCAUAA
Messenger RNA from Phacochoerus africanus (Common warthog), 4474 nucleotides. It is a transcript of the gene NRAS, whose product is annotated as NRAS proto-oncogene, GTPase. The transcript is spliced from 7 exons. The coding region runs from base 225 to 794 and encodes 189 amino acids. Lineage: Eukaryota; Metazoa; Chordata; Mammalia; Artiodactyla; Suidae. Gene Ontology annotation, cellular component: plasma membrane. Gene Ontology annotation, biological process: Ras protein signal transduction. Gene Ontology annotation, molecular function: GTP binding; GDP binding; GTPase activity. The record is from RefSeq and is a predicted model, not a curated record.